Molecule: messenger RNA, 902 nt
Organism: Dimorphilus gyrociliatus
Lineage: Eukaryota; Metazoa; Annelida; Polychaeta; Dinophilidae
Source: the annotation of a GenBank genome assembly
GAUUUAAUGUCUACAUUUUGAGGCGUGUUUUGCGCAUGCGUAUAAAAAUGGACCCGGUAGGAUCAUCAAAUGAAAAAGGCAAAGCAGCCGGUGACUUGGUCUCUCUGGCUCCUCCAGGAGAAUUAAUGGAGGUGAUGAAUGAUAUUAGAAACAUGAUUGGAAAUGAUAGUCUAGUAAAAAAUCAUAUUGUGAAGGCGGCAUUUGUGUACAGUAUGGAUCAGUAUAUACCAUGUAAAUUAGAAAAUUGCGAUGAGCAAUGUUUAAUAACUCAAUAUGCAAGAAUUGGUGAUAGAUUUUAUGAUCCCAGAUCAAAGCAGAGUUUUGUUUUUGAUGCCUUGAAGAGCGAAGCUCGAGACUUUCAGCCAUAUGAUGAUUACGAUAGAAAUGCUGAACCAUGGCGCCAAGCCCUUGAAAAGGAAUAUGAAAAUAUCAGGAAUAAUCAUUAUUCCGGAAUAGGUAGUUUCUCAGUUUACGGUAGUACUGUAGAGGGAAAAAUUAAGGUGGCUGCUUGCUUGGAGAGUCAUCGAUAUAGCCCUAAGAAUUAUUGGAAUGGCAGAUGGAGGACAGUGUGGUCUAUGGAAAUAGAUAAUGAUAUUUGUCUUGUACAUGGACAACUUAAAGUUCAGGUCCACUACUUUGAAGACGGCAAUGUCCAGCUGGUGACCACAAAAGAGUUUGAGGAUAAAAUAAAAGCUACAACACCUGAAGAAACAGCGAAAGCGCUUUGCAAUUUAGUUGUAGAAGCUGAAACUAAAUAUCAGACGGCGCUCUCUGAAAAUUAUAAAACAAUGGGAGAAACAACUUUUAAAGCUCUACGCCGUCAAUUGCCUGUAACUAGAACAAAAAUUGAGUGGGAGAAAAUUGUUGGUUACAAGAUUGGAGCUGAAUUAAAGAACCAAUAA